CUAACGCAGCACAUAUACUUAUAUGCACACUGCUGAUCAGAACAGCUUACAAUCCUUAAUCACCGCGGAAUGCUUUAAAUCGCAGUUUGGCGACAGGUGGGCAAACGAGAGUGCGGGUUAACAACGUGCGCGAAGGAUGACGCAGCUAUGGACGUGGCAAUGUAAAAUGUUGCUGGCGACAGCGUUAUCAGCCGGUGCGGCGGCCGCUGCCCGCAUACCUGGCGCCUACGGCCCACCCGCCUACGGUGGCUAUGGAGGAAGCUAUGGCUACGGCGGCUACGGGGCCGCGCCUCCCCCCGGUCCCAUCUACGGCGGGUAUGGGUACGGAGGCCCCAGCUACGGACACUACUCGCCCCCCUACCCCCCACCCGCCGCCGCCACACCCCCAUCGUACGUGAUGGAAUGGCCGCCCAUGGCGGAGGCGUUGGAGCGACCCCCGGCCUACCCUGAGUCGCCGCCGCCAGAGCUCCCACCAGUCUGGCUCAGCCCGCCCCAGUCGUCGCCGCCGCCCGCUUCACCGCCCCCUUCACCGCCCCCUUCACCGCCCCCUUCACCGCCCCCUUCACCGCCCCCUUCACCGUCGCCCCCCUUGCCGCCAGCCCUGCUGCUAACUGACAUCGUUGGCUGCUACCAGUUCCUGGGCCCCGGCAGCCGCCGCCUGUUCCCAGCCGCUGAGCUGUCAGCGGGACACGGCAGCGCCGGCGGCGGCGUGGGCCCCAACGCGGGCCCCCGGAGCUUCGACGUGGCGGCAUGCGUCCGGAUGGUGGCGGGCAGCCCCGGCAGCCAUUUCCGUUACGUGGGAUUCUUUGACGGCCACAUGUGCUUCGGCAUCGGCGGCAUCCUACCCCCCUCCGCGCUGGCAGCCGCGGAGCCCUUCGCCGCCUGCGAGCCCUGCCCCCUGCCCUCCGGCCGCAACAGCACCGGCAGCAGCAGCAAGGACGGUGGCGGCGGCAGCAGCGCGCAGCAGCAGCAGCAGCCGGAGCCUCAGCCGCAGCAGCUGCGCUGCGGCAGUGGCACGCGCAUGGCCGUGUACGACCUGGCCGCCUGGCCCUGGGUGCGGCUGGCGCCCUCGCUGCCGCCCAUGGCACCGUGGCCGCCCGAGCCGGAGGACUUUGGGUCGGGCUGGCGGCGGCGGAGCCGGCGGCGGCGGCGGCAAUAGCGGGCGCGUGAGUGAAGCCAGGGAGCUGAGCCGGCGGCGGCGGCAGUAGUGGCGCGGCGCGAGGCGGGGAGGCGAGCACAGGGGAGGAGGGAGGAGGGUGGAGUUGUGCGGGUCAAGGCAGUCGUCGGGCCGGGCUUCAAAGGUAGCAGUGGGGGCUGUGCUUGGCGCAUGAUGGUGGUAUUGUUUGAGUUGGCCCCCGCCUACAGGCGUAUUCCGAGAAACGUCCAUGAACAGCGAAACACAACACGUAUGACGGCGUACACGCGCUCCUCGUGAGCAGGGUGGAACAAUUUGUAUGCAUUAUAGUAGAUAGCGGUUGCUCCUGACGUGCCAAAGAGAUUUGCCAUGCUAAGGCUAGUUUGCAAGUUAUAAAGUUCUGCUGCUGCACGUUGUUGACUUGCAGCUGCACGUAAGCACCAUGGAUGCAUUGAAGACCUGAAACCAGGCCAAGAACAAAUAAUGCAGAGGUUGAGCCGCCCCGAGUGUUGUUGGCUUCUUGUUGAUGUGUUGUACUGCAUUGAGCAUCAUUCUUUAUGCGCCUGGUGAGGCUGUGGCGCACCGCGCACGAGAGGCAGGGCGCACUUCCCACACGUGUGCAUUGUGUAUGUGUGUUGUGUUGUUUUCCUUAGGGGCAGCUGCCCGCGUUGGCCACACGGGACGCAUGCUGAUGCCAAUAAGUCUGUUUCAGGCGUACGGCGAGCAUCCUGAUUGCAUAUGCACUAGUGCACAUGAGGGGGGCUAGCUACGCUGCUUUGGUGUUAGCGGUGCGGGUGCAUGUGUGCGGCACAAACCUGUCCGCGUAGAGUGGUACGUGCAAGGGCGUUACACACCGAUUGGUGGAGUACGGUAUGCAAGGGAGAAUAACGAGUGCCUGGCUCUCAUUUGCUGUGGGACGCCAUCGUGCCGUGGGCGCGUGUGCAGGUGUUGAACGUCAGGGUGAUGGGACAUCCACGGGCGCCAAGAGAGAGACGCCGCAGAAGCAGAACUGCUUUUUUGAAGUAGGAAUGGUAGGAGUGAAAAGUGAUGGGAUUCACGACUCGUUGCAGUCAUGAACAUUUGAAAUGACUUGGAGA
Molecule: messenger RNA, 2232 nt
Organism: Chlamydomonas reinhardtii
Lineage: Eukaryota; Viridiplantae; Chlorophyta; Chlorophyceae; Chlamydomonadales; Chlamydomonadaceae
Exons: 5
Coding region: 167-1159 (330 amino acids)
Source: RefSeq, a predicted model, not a curated record